Messenger RNA from Triplophysa dalaica, 1872 nucleotides. Its product is annotated as 4-galactosyl-N-acetylglucosaminide 3-alpha-L-fucosyltransferase 9-like. The record is from RefSeq and is a predicted model, not a curated record. Lineage: Eukaryota; Metazoa; Chordata; Actinopteri; Cypriniformes; Nemacheilidae. The transcript has 2 exons. Gene Ontology annotation, cellular component: membrane. Gene Ontology annotation, molecular function: alpha-(1->3)-fucosyltransferase activity. The coding region runs from base 158 to 1375 and encodes 405 amino acids.
UAAUACAUGCAGACCGCGAUACAUCCCAGCUGACUGGAACGUCAUAUGGGAGGGGAACGCGCUGCAAAGGACACACCUGACCUACCUGACGUUAGGGUGUACCAUCCUUAAACGUUACAUUAGGAAUAUAUUUCCUGAAACAAAGUGAAGGAUAAAGAUGAUGCCCAAACCUACCUCAAAAACCCAGAGCGUGCUCAUCGCCUUAGUUGUGUUUGUAUGUUUCCUGGCAAUAUUCUUAAUGUACUACGAACCAAGCAGAACUUGGUUUAAAUGUCCUGCCGCUAAGGUCCUGACAAAUAAUGUCAGCGCAGAACUUUGCCUCCGUCUUCUUAAGAUGGAGAAUUAUACUCAAACAGACUCGAAAAACAAUUGCAAUGAUGACUCUGAGACAAAGCGAGUGCAACACCCCAGAAAAACGACAACGCCAAGACCACCUACAACUACAACAGCUAUGAAACUGACUACAGCCAAGAGCGAUCCAGAGACCAUUAUUUUAAUCUGGAUGUGGCCUUUUGGUGUCCCUUUCACCAUGGAACCCUGUACAAAAUACAACAUUGACGGCUGUCGUUUAACAGAUGACAAAAACCUGUAUAACCAAGCUGACGGUGUUAUGAUUCAUCACAGAGACAUCAGAGGGGAUUUAUCCAACAUUCCACAACAACCACGACCCGUCUUCCAGAAAUGGGUUUGGUGGAAUAUGGAGUCUCCAACCCAUUCACCAAAUUAUCCUAAACUGAAGGAGAUGUUCAAUUUGACUUCGAGUUACCGCAGAGAUUCGGAUAUCCCAGUGCCAUACGGUUCAAUAGUUCAGACCAAGGGUAAGGAGAUAAAUUACACAAUCCCCAAGAAGGAUAAAUUAGUAUGCUGGAUAGUAAGCAACUGGAAUCCCAACUAUAAACGGACACAUUUCUUUAGUGAGUUUUCAAAGCAUAUCACAGUCGAGGGCUACGGUGGACACUUCAACAGACGUAUUAGUGGUGAUGAUUAUGCGAAGACGAUGGCGAGUUGUAAAUUCUACCUAUCGUUUGAGAAUUCUGUUCAUAAAGACUACAUUACGGAAAAGUUGUUCAAGCCUCUGAACAUUGGCACGGUUCCUGUGGUUCUUGGCUCGUCCAGAGAGAACUACGAGCAGUAUAUCCCAGGUGAAGCAUUCAUCCACGUAGACGACUUCAAGACCCCAAAAGAACUUGCGGAUCAUCUGAAAAGUUUGGACAAAAAUGAGGACUUAUAUAUGCAGCACUUUACAUGGAAAAAGAAUUUUAUUGUAAAGGAAAGCAGUUUUGGUCCGAUACAUUCCUGUCUGUCCUGUGCACAUAUUAGAAGGUUUAAGGACUACAAAGUGGUGAAGGAUCUCAACGCCUGGUGGUUUGUUUAGAAAUACACAAAUGGACCUGAGGGAACCGGGUCUGUUUCUAUGUUGGUCCAGGCUGGCACACAGCAAAGGAGGUUUUUUCUGGUAAAGCUGGUUUUUCUACCAACUAUACUUAAGGUCAAGUUUAUCAUUGUUGUGGCUGGAAAUACUGGUUAGCUCGGAGGCCAACCUUGUUUGAAACAUAUAGAAAAAUGCGUUGAGACUCGAAAAUCGACAAAUGACAUUUUAACUCCUGUUCUCCCCAUCCAACUUAUUUUCUUAUUUUGCCAAGCAGAUUUUUAUUCACACUGUGAACUAAUUUUUCAUUCUUUUUAGAAACUGAAGUCAUUCUUAAAAUUGUUUGGCCAUCAUGCCACAGAUAAUAUAUAAACUUGCUUUUUUUCAGGGAAUGGGAAAUAUUAAUGUUUUGUCAAAGUUGAUCAUGUGGCUGGGUACAUGGGCAGACACUUGCAUGUGCCAUUACUUUAUAGGUCAAAAAUUAAUAAAGGGUGUUGGCAGUU